Oncorhynchus tshawytscha (Chinook salmon) is the source of this 4100-nucleotide messenger RNA. Its product is annotated as trichohyalin-like. The transcript has 22 exons. NCBI's taxonomy places the organism in Eukaryota, Metazoa, Chordata, Actinopteri, Salmoniformes, Salmonidae. The coding region runs from base 483 to 3686 and encodes 1067 amino acids. The record is from RefSeq and is a predicted model, not a curated record.
GCAGCAGUGCGCUCUGCUCGAGAGGGAGAGCGCGAGCUGUCUACGGUAAUGUUCCAUACGCCCUCUCCGCCCCUGCUGCUCGAGAGACAGGUGGUCGGGACACAUGCCUUCAUCCUCGAGCGCUCCCCGGUUAAAAUAAGAAAACAAAUCGGUUGACAGACAGCGGUGGGACUGCUGGCGUGAGGCAAGCGCGUCCCCGAUGGAAUUGGAGCCGGUGACCUCCGCGCAGCGAGCACUGGGCAGAGGAGAGAGAGGGGAAAGCAAGUUGGCGAGAGAACCUCACCGAUUUACGUUUCUCACCAUGACUAUCGCGCUGGCUGCUUUCCCGCCGCAGCGGAGGGGAUUGUUAUGCACCCACAGAAGGAAGAAAUAUACACACCUCUGAGGCAAACCGGAGAGAGAGCGUUACCGGGAAUUUCCUUUUUGUUCCAUUGUUCAUUUGGAUCCUAAUAGCUGGUGGAAGUUGUCUCGUGGGGAUUAUGAUGGCUUCGGGUGCCGGUAAAGCCCCGCAGCCCCCCGGGCCAGGCUCCGGUAGCCUUAACGGGACUGCAGCAGACUUACCGAACAUAGAGCAGGAGCUGUAUGACUAUCAGAUGCAUGGCAAGAUGUGCAAGAAGAUAGCUCAGCUAACCAAGGUGAUCUAUUCUCUGAACACUAAGAACGAAGAGCAGGAGGCGGCCCUUCAGGCCGUCAGCCACGCCCACCAGGAAGAGCUGAGGCGGGUUACCACGGGGACGUGUACCGAGGGGAGGAGUCGGUACCCCGUUCAGGUAGAGUUUGAGAGCUACCGUGUCCAGGCAGAGGAGAGGGAUCGUGGGGUAGAGGCAGAGCUAAGGAGGGACUAUGAGGAAAAGCUCCAGGCUCUGGGGCUGGAGAGACAGGAGACCCAGGCCCAACUCAACACGGCCCACGACGAGAGUCUCCGACUGGGGAGAGAGCUGGAGACGGCUGGGGAGGCUGCGCAGUGCCUGGAGGAGGUGACAGAGGAGAAGGAGGAGUUGAAGAGGAGCAUGGAGGAGGCGCGCAGGGAGGAGAGACGGCAGUGGGAGGAGAGAGAGGAGGAGGAGAAGAGAGGGAUGAGUACAGUACUGAGAGAGAGAGUGAGGAAGGCGGAGGGAGAGAUGGAGGGCAGUCUGCAGCGACUCAACGAGAGCAAGAGACACGCUGUCAAACUACAGGACAGAAUACAGGUACUCACCCUAACAGGACAGAAUACAGGUACUCACCCUAACAGGCUCACCCUCUACUUCCUGUUUCCCUGUGUGAACCUCACCCUCUACUUCCUGUUUCCCUGUGUGAAGCUCACCCUCUACUUCCUGUUUCCCUGGGGUGUGUGUGUGAACGUGGAGGAGUUGAAAGGUCAGGUGAACAAACUGCAGAGCAGGAACAGAGAGCUGGAGCUGCAGAGCAGUGGGAGAAACAACGACUACAGACAGCAUGCGGAGGCCCUGGCUAGUCUGCGUUCUGAGAUGGUGAGGGCUCAUCUGAACCAGGAGAAGAAGAGAUUGAAGGAGCAGGCGGACGAGGAAAGGAGGAGAUUGAAGGAGCAGGCGGACGAGGAAAGGAGGAGAUUGAAGGAGCAGGCGGACGAGGAAAGGAGGAGAUUGAAGGAGCAGGUGAAGAAGGCGAUAGAAGAGGUGAUGAGGAAACAUGCAGCUGAGCUCCACAACGCCCAGGAAGCACUGAGGACAAACCAAGAGCAGGUGUGUGUACGUGUGCAGGAGGACAGGAGGAGUGGUGAAGAGGUGUGUCGAAGGCUGGAGACUGAGAGGGAGGAGCUUAGAAACCAGCUGCAGCAGGCAACCAAUCAGAUCUGGCGUUUGGAAGGAGUCAUUCAGCAGCAAAGUCAGGGGGGUGUGGCCUCUGAAACUCCUCCCACCUGCGGAAUCCACUGUUCCCACCUCCGAGAGGAUCUACAGCACAUACAGGAAGAGAUGGAGCAACAGAGAGAGAGUUACGAGAGGGAGAUGACAGGUCUGAGAACAGACAAACAGAGACUGGAGGAGAAGGUUCUAGAGCUCAACCAACAGACCCAAGGGAACACAGACAGAAACGUUCUAGAACACAACCAAGAGAACACUGACAGAAACGUUCUAGAACACAACCAAGAGAACACUGACAGAAACGUUCCAGAACACAACCAAGAGAACACUGACGAGAGAAUCCGGUCAGAGUGUGAGGAGCGCCUGAGGGCGGAGCUUAAGGCGGAGCUUGAUGCGGCUGUUGCCACGAGCAACCAGAGAGAGCAGGAGCUGCAGACUCAACUAGCCGAUCUCCAAUCACAGGUGGAGAGGAAGGCGGGGCCAACAGAGGGUCACCAGGAUGACAGCGAGAUUGACAGGCUGCGGAGGGAGGUGCAGGAGACCAGAGACAUGAACCAGAGACUGAGAGAGCAGCUGAAGGAGGAACCACAGAGACACACGGUGGCGUUGCAGGCUCUGGAGAGACGAGCUCAGGAGGAACUGCAGACCGAGAGGAACAGACUACACACACUGCACCUGUUACAGCUAGAUAAGCAGGGUACAGAGCUGAGCCAGCAGUACACAGAGUGGAGUAGACAGUUGACCCAGAGACACAUGAAACACAUUGAAGACCUGCAGACGGAACUACACACACACACAGAGAUGAUGGCCCUGCAACAGGACUUGAAGCAACAGAAUCAGUACCAGGUGUUUGAGCGUCAGCUGGAUGAGAGUCGCUGUGCCGUUCUGGAACUACAGAGGGAAAACACUGUACUGAGGUCGGGGGAGGAGGCGAUGGGAAGAGAAAGAGAGCAGAAGGAGAGAGAGGAGGAAGCCCAACGACUGAGAGAGGAGGAAGCCCAACGACUGAGAGAGGAGGAAGCCCAACGACUGAGAGAGGAGGUGGACAGACUGAGAGAAGAGGUGGAGAAACUGGAAGAGGCUCAGAAACAACGGGAGGAACAGAGAGAAGAAGAGAUGAGAGAAGAGGAGGCGCAAAGAGAGAUGGAGGAGAAGAAGAGGGAUGAGGAGAAGAGGACGGAGGAGGAGAACAGGAGAGAGGAGGUGAAGAGGAGAGAGGCCGAGGUUGAGGAGAAGAGGAAGGUGGACGAGGAGAAGAGAAGGAAGGCGGAGGAGGAGGAGAAGAGGAGGAAGGAGGAGGAGGAGGAGAGGAGAGAGGAAGUGAAGAGAGAGCACAGGAGAGCGAUGCAGAGUCUGGUGUGUGAAUACAGCAGCUGUCAGGCAGAGCUACAGACUCGCAUAGUGGCCCUGGAGACAGAGCUGCGGGAGCGUGAGGAGAGGUGCAGGAGGAGGGAGGUUCCUCUCUGUGAUGAUCUCCAGAUGGGAAGACUACAGGAGAGACUCACUGAGAGGAACCAGCUCAUCAAACGCCUGGUGGAGGAACGACAUCAGCUGCAGCUUCAUCCUCCGGUUGCCGGGGACAACGGAACCCUCAGGCUCCAUGACAACAGGCCACACCCCGGGAUCGUUACACCAACUAUGAGGAGGAAGCGUGUGGAGGAGUCUCCGCCCCGCAUCACCAGCGUUCCAAACCUCAGCGCCUAUGAGAGGAGCGUCCUCCUCCCCCACGACACCCCCUCCCCCUGCCUCCCCCAACAUCCCUCCCCCUCCUCAACUCUGCCCUACGCCUCCUCCUCUCUCCCCCGUUCCUCCCCCUCCUCCCCCGUACUCCCAGGUCUCCCAGUUUGGAUCCCAGCGGUCUAGUGCCCUCUCUCUCGUACCCCCACUCCUCUCCCCCUGCUCCCACCACCCCCUCCCCCUCUGUCCAUCCUCCCUCCCCGAGCCUCGACACGGGAUUCGACACGUCACCUCACCCUCGCAGGAGCUCCGCCCACACCUGAACAGCCAGUCAACCAGGAGCCCAUAUUUGGAGCAGAGGGGGAGUGGCCAGGGGGCAGAGGGGCGGGACCCUCAGAGGCAGGAUUGGUACACGAAGUACUUCUCCUUCUGAACACACACCACACACACACACCACACCACACACAGGUGACCUCUACACACCUGUACAACACACUCAGCUUUAAACAUACACCUGACAGACCAAAACUAUGCUUGUUCAAUGCAAAUGUAUUGUAUUAUAAUCUAUAAUAUGGAAUAAAGUAUUUUAUUUAUAUUUAA